AUUUGUCUGUCUGGAUACGGACAGAGAGCGUGAGAGCUUGACGGGGCCCAAUCAGCGCUUUUGUAUUGCCUGCCAGUGCCGGGGACUGACUGGUUGUGAGGAUUUACUGCAGCGCCCCAGGAUCCCAAAACCAAAUCCGAAGCGAGUGGAACCUGCUGGGUGAAGGCGAGUCAGUCCAGUAUGGAGCGACUGAAUGAGGAGGCGGUGCGGCUGAGCCUGCUGAAGCGAGGCUUGGACUCCUCCUCGCCUGCAGGCAGUGCCACUAGCAGUGAGCGAGACGAGCUGCUCUCCAAACGCAUCAAGAUGGAGGGCCACCAGGCCAUGGAGCGCCUCAAGAUGCUGGCCUAUCUGAAACGCAAAGACCUCGCCGGCAUGGAGGGGGGAGGGUUGGGAGGGGUCUCAGGAGGCGGGGGUGGUGAGGUCAAGGGUCAUGGGUCUUCAGGGGGAGGGGCCUAUGAGGAGAAGACCAAUGGGAGCCUCCGUGGUCAAGUUGUGGGAGCCCAUGGCAUGGUGGGAAAGAGCGGGAAGGAGAACAUGGGCGAGGAGCCGGUGGAUUUCAGCGCCCGGAGAGGUGACGUGGACAGGGAGCGACACACACCCUCCCCUGAUGUGAUUGUCCUGUCAGACAAUGAGGCGUCCAGUCCAAGAGGGCCCAGCCAAGGGGAGGAACGCCUGAGGGCAGCGAACCUGGAGAUGUAUGAGGGUAAGACAGGGGAGGAGAGGCAGAAGAUGAUCAGGGCUCUGAGAGAGGAGCUGAGGCUGGAGGAGGCCAGGCUGGUGCUGCUGAAGAAGCUGAGGCAGAGCCAGAUGCAGAAGGAGAACCUGGUGCAGAAGGUCCCUGUGGUCCAGAACACAGCGUCUGCCCUCCAGAGUGGUGCCAUCCACGGUGCUCAGAGCAUGAGCAAGAUGUCUGGCCGCCCUGGCCACCACACCCCAGAGCCCCAGAACCAUCGCACUUCACAGGUGGGCUACAGCACUACACAGGGUCACUCAGUGAUCAGGUCAGCCACCAACAGCUCCAUGUCUCAGAUGAUGAUGUCACAGAGCAGGGUGAUAGCGCCCAACCCUGCCCAGCUGCAGGGCCAGAGGCUGACACAGCAGAAGCAGGGUGGCAUGCGCUCCUCAACUGGCAGCUCUAACAACGCCGUUAGCUACCAGCAGUCUUCCACCCAGCAGGUGGCAGCUUCUCUGCGCUCUGGCUCCUCCUCCUCCUCGGCCAUCUACAUGAACCUGACCCACAUGCAGGCGGCCGGAGCCGCGGGAGGGGUCAGUGGGGUGUCGGGGGUGGGUGCGGUCAGCCCCUCAGCCACACACAGCCCAGGGGGGACAUCGGUGGGCUCCUCCAUGGCAGACACAGCCAGCAGCCAGGCGGCCGCCAAGCUGGCCCUGAGGAAGCAGCUGGAGAAAACCCUGCUGGAGAUCCCGCCUCCCAAGCCGCCGGCGCCACUCCUCCACUUCCUGCCGUCAGCGGCCAACAGCGAGUUUAUCUACAUGGUGGGCCUGGAGGAGGUUGUGCAGAGUGUCAUUGACAGUCAGGGUAAACUGCGUUUGCCCUCCUCCAUGGAGCCCUUCUCGUGUGCCCAGUGCAAGACGGACUUCACCCCUCACUGGAAGCAGGAGAAGGGUGGGCGCAUACUCUGCGAGACCUGUAUGUCGUCCAAUCAGAAGAAGGCACUGAAGGCCGAGCACACCAAUAGGCUGAAGAACGCCUUCGUCAAGGCUCUACAGCAGGAGCAGGAGAUUGAGCAGAGAAUCCAGUUGCAAGCCGCUCUUGCCACCAGUUCAGCUCAAACUGUUCCAAGCGUCAGUAAGGCUGAGUCUAUGAGCAGACAUCACACACACAGACAGGCGCCUCAGCCCCAGGUGACCCAGUCCCAGGCCUCCCUCCAACGGGGUCUGUCCGGCUCGGCCCGAGGCGUCCUGUCCAACUUUGCCCAGGCCUCCCAGCUCUCGGUGGCCAGCAGCCUGCUGGGCAUGACUGGAAAGCGCAGUGGACAGCAGGGCACUAGUGGGCACAGCCGGGCACAGCAACAGCAGCAGCAGCAGCAACAGCAGCAACAGCAUCACGACAACCGCCGCCAGCUCUACAGCAUCCCUGGGGUGAACAUCGCCUACCUGAACCCAAGCAACGUGGGCGGCCACAAGGGGUCCAGCAUGGCUGACCGCCAAAGGGAGUACCUGCUGGACAUGAUCCCGCCUCGCUCCAUAUCCCAGUCCAUCAGCGGACAGAAAUGAACCCCCCACCUCGACGCAAUACCACAACCCUACCCCACACCACACUCCAACCCACAUCGCAUGCAGUGCCUGUUAGUGUGCCUACCAAACUAACCUGUAUGAAGAACACAAUCAACAAGUCAAAAGAGGCCACCAAACUCUGAAAUGACUUUUCAUUUGAACGUGAUGCAAACCCUUUUUAAUUCCUUGUUAUUACUAUCGUCAUUAGUGCUAUGGAUGUUGUUACUACAUUGCCGCUACCAGCUAUGAGCGUGCCCAUCUUUGUGGAGAACCCCUGUCUUUAUAUGCUUGUGGCAGUGUCCCGAGUGUGGGGUGCCUUUUGGUUUGGAAUUUUGCGCUUGUUUUUGAAGCAAUAUUUUGUCUAGCUUGAGCUUUCCUUACCAGACUCAAGUCUUUGUUAUGUCUGGAAUUACCAAGCUAUCUUUUUGAGAACUACACCACUCUCCAAUCCCUGCUCUUUCCCUGAUUUCUGAUUUCAACCAUCACCCUGUUUUUCCACAUUUGGUUGUGAAAUGUUGGAAGAGAAAUGAUGCCAGACCGGCCAAACCUUUGUUUUAAAAAGGUGAUUGUGAUGGUUUAACUUUGACCUGAAUUUCUAAAGCCUUUGAGCUUGAGCUUUCUUCAAAGAUUUGUGGGGAUAAAAGAGGAUGUUUGAGACCCUGGAGUUGUCUGAAGCAAUGCUUCUCUAACUGUCUGUUGAAACAAGGGUGGAUACAUAUCUCACAGAGAGAGACAGCCCAACGCACCAUCUGGACUUGGAUUGGAUGCACCGCUGAAAAACGACUACUCCCAUUGGACAUGAAGGCAUAGAAACUGAACCUAUAGCACUGUAUCCUUUCACCUUUUCAUUUGCGGCAGCUGAGGAGUUAGUAUCCUAAAGCAUAUAUAAUUGAUGGGGUAUUGAUUGGAGAGAUCAUUUAGAGGGAUUUGAUUGGACGAGAGAUAAUGUGAACAUACUUAAUUGGCUGAGAGAUCAGGUGAAUAAAGUUUGUACUUAAUUGGAGAGGAUACAGGUAUUGGAUUGGGGAUCAUCACUAGACUCAAUAUUGAAGGGGUUUCCCAUAGGUUUGUACUUAUUUAGGAGUGGGAAUGGGGGGGAAGAGGCACGGGUUGAUCCCUCUCUCCCCUCUUUUCAUUUCUUAGCUAAUAGGAUUUGCUGUUAUUCACUCUACCCUGACAUACAAAGUUAUGGAUUCCGUUUAGAUAAAAUGUUCAGACUAUUUCAACUUUCUAAUGUCUACAUUAUUCCUCAUGAUGUCUGUGAGGCAUUUGAAAACUGAGAGUGGCUAGCUGGCUAUUAGCUUUAAGCCUGCUUUAAGCUAUUUAGAUGUUUGGUGUCUUCUGAAGUGUUUGCGUAUCUGAAAGGUACUUUACACAGGAGACAAUAAAUAAAUACAGUAUGACAAAUACAACUUGAAUAUUUACAUAAAUCAAACAGUUAUAUAGAAAGAGACAUUUACAGGAUUGACAUAAUGUGUUAUGGCAAUGCACAGGACUGUACAUGCAGAGCACUUAGCUACAGAGAGUAAGAAUAUUGUUUCUGUCCACCAGGAAUCCAGGGUGAAUUGAUUGAUUACUAUUGAAUUGAUUAUUGUUCCAUCUCAUGAUAAUUGUGGCUCUAUUUCAGCAAUGCAAGAUGUUGAAUUAUUUCAGGAUUACAUUUGGAAGUAACAAAUACUGGUGCACCCAUGUUAAAGCUGCAGGCAAUAUUAAUUCCAAUUUCAUUUUCUUCUUGCAAGCAGGAGUUGCCGGGUUAUUGACCCUUAUUCCCUGCAGUUUUACUCCUCGCCCUUUUUGAUAAACUUCAAAAGCAGGUGCAAUAUUUUGAGACACAGGGAAGAUGAUAAAGUUCAUUAUUUGUGCUGAAUGUUACUAUUUUAUCCAUUUAGUAUCCCCGACUACAGUUAGGUAGCAUUACUCCCAUAUACAGUAGUAUAAGCAUUAUUAUUAUUUUACCCAGAUGGAACAGAUGUUGUGUUGGCCGUGUUCAGUAAGCACCAAACUGGAGAAAAUGUUUUAAACAGAGGUAGUACUACCUGCACUUGUUCUAUAGGGGCAUUCAUUUCUGUUGUCUGUUUGAAAACCUUUCCUACUGUUUGUGCCUAAUGAACACGACCCAGGGUUUGCUGUAGUCUAAUAGCACAGAACACUCCACAGCUAGAUCACUGUUUGGGAUGGACGACAGUGACGCUUGGGUGAUAGUUAUCUUUGUCCUCUUUGUUGUAUGUAUGCGUUAUAGACUUACUUCAUCAUCAAUCUUUCUCUCUUUCUCGAACUAUGCCAGAUGCACCAUUGAACAUUUUUGUUUUGAAGAAAGUAAAGAAAAACACAGGAAAAAUAUCAUUUUCAAAUGUAAUUUUUGUAAGGUUUCAAACAUAUAAAAAACUACAUUUUGCUGACCUGUCAAUUCAAUUUCAUUUCUGACAAAAAAUAAAAAUGUAAAUGGGGAAAAAUAAAAAUCAAGAAAUAUAAUUAACUAAAGAAAUUGAAAAUGUCAGGUAAUAUUAUCUUGAACGGCUGUAAUAAUAAUGAUCUAUUUAUUGUACAUAUGCGUUCCUCCUUUGUGGAAUAAGACACAUUGAAUUCAAGGUGGGUAUACAUUGUACAGAAAAACUAACAAAAAGCCAUGGAUAUUGUGAAGCUUGUCAUUUUGUUGAAUGAUCACUGUGUAUUCCUGUUCCACAAAUGUGCAAAGAUGUGUGGGGUUUUUCUAUUUACUAUCAAAAGCAUUCUCAACUUUCUAUAUCUUGUUUUCUAGUACUUAGAGGCAGUAGGAUCAUCUUUUAUGGCGAGUUGUUUGAUCUAUCCCAGGACCACUUUGUCUAUACAUUGUAUGAAGUCCUCCGCUGUUAUUACAUGCUUUACUUUCAGCAGCAUUGAUGUUCAGUUAGCGAUUAGUUAAUAUUAUUAUCAUUAUUGUACACUUUAAAAAAUGUAUCCUCGUAAAAAAUAUUGUAAGGCUUGGCGUAGAUCAGACAACUGGGAUGGGACAUUUCAUUAUCUUUUUUUUUCUCCUAGUAUAUAUUUUCCAGAUAAAGACAGUGCAUGGUCCACAUAUAAGUAAGAAAGAGACUCAUGAGAUGAACUACCCGCUGUGUGUUUAAAAUACAGUCAUAAUGGAUAAGCUAUGUGCUAACCUAGCCAUGGUCAUUAAGCAAGUCUUCAAAUACACCUUUAAAAGAUGAAGGAGUACUAGAUGUUGUGUCAAACAGAGCUUGGAAUACUCUCAACAACACAACGCAAAUGGCUCAGAAUGGCUUGCAUCAUAUUCUGUCAAUAAAGUUUAAGCGAUGUUUUCAAGUA
Messenger RNA from Coregonus clupeaformis (lake whitefish), 5538 nucleotides. Its product is annotated as transcriptional repressor p66-beta. Gene Ontology annotation, biological process: negative regulation of transcription by RNA polymerase II. The transcript has 11 exons. The record is from RefSeq and is a predicted model, not a curated record. The coding region runs from base 181 to 2235 and encodes 684 amino acids. Gene Ontology annotation, cellular component: NuRD complex. NCBI's taxonomy places the organism in Eukaryota, Metazoa, Chordata, Actinopteri, Salmoniformes, Salmonidae. Gene Ontology annotation, molecular function: sequence-specific DNA binding.